AUGUCAGAAAUGCAGGAUCCCACCAUCACCUUAAAGCAACAGAUUGCGGUCAAGCCUCAAGGGCCCGACAGUUACAUUUCAGUAAUCAAACCAACUCGCAUGGGCGAGCUCUCUGCCACUGUAUUUGGAGGAAAUAUUCUGGCAAUUGCGGUCAAUGCUGCCUACCAAACGAUAUCAACCACGCAUCACCUCUAUUCCAUAUCUGGUCAUUUUAUACGGCCAGCGACAACCGACCGAAAUUUGAUCUGUAAAGUGCAGAGAAUUCGCAAUACCAGGACUUUUGAAACCCGUCAUCUCCAAGUGAUUCAAAAGGCUGCAGAUGGAUCAGCUGUACUGUGUCUUAUCGCUUCCGCCGAUUUUCACAUCGAGGAGCCUAGGUCUAUGGUAGUUUACGCCAUUCCGCCUCGGUCAGGGCCACAGAUCAGUCACUAUGAACCUUUACGACAUGACCCUGUCCCGGAACGUCACGUUCUUUAUAGAUAUAUUGAACGCUUCACUGAUGUGCAGUCCAUCAGCAUCGGAGGAAAUGAGGAGGAAACACCAGCCACGUCUCGGAUAUCUGGAGAGAAAUUUCGAGUCAAAGGGCCUCUAGAAACUGAGGCUGAAAACAUGUCAGCGCUUGCAUUUUACUUGGACAAGGGGCUUGCUUAUAUCCCUGCAAAUCACAAUGGAUACGAACUCUCCGAAGCCAGUGCUUGCGCAACACUGGACUUUUCCCUUCGAAUAUUUACUCAUAAAUUGAACCUUGAGAAUUGGCAUACUAUCGAGCAACAAACAAUCGCGGCGGAGAAUGCGAGAGCUUUCAGCGAAGGGAGAGUUUGGAAUGAUUCUGGCCACCUGAUUGCUAGUAUGACACAACAGACCAUUCUACGUCCCCGAGCUGAUUUUCAGUCUCGUAUAUGA
Messenger RNA from Talaromyces rugulosus, 903 nucleotides. RefSeq lists its product as uncharacterized. The record is from RefSeq and is a predicted model, not a curated record. Gene Ontology annotation, biological process: acyl-CoA metabolic process; fatty acid catabolic process. Gene Ontology annotation, molecular function: fatty acyl-CoA hydrolase activity. Gene Ontology annotation, cellular component: peroxisomal matrix. NCBI's taxonomy places the organism in Eukaryota, Fungi, Ascomycota, Eurotiomycetes, Eurotiales, Trichocomaceae. The transcript has a single exon. The coding region runs from base 1 to 903 and encodes 300 amino acids.